UCACUUUCCGGGUCUGUUUCACUCAUGCUUUCAAUUCAUAUUUCCAUGAACUACUCACUUUCCGGGUCUUUUUCACUCAUACUAUCAAUUCAUAUAUCCAUGAACUACUCACUUUCCGGGUCUGUUUCACUUAUACUUUCAAUUCAUAUAUCCAUGAACUACUCACUUUCCGGGUCUGUUUCACUUAUACUUUCAAUUCAUAUUUCCAUGAACUACUCACUUUCCGGGUCUUUUUCACUCAUGCUUUCAAUUCAUAUUUCCAUGAACUACUCACUUUCCGGGUCUGUUUCACUCAUACUUUCAAUUCAUAUUUCCAUGAACUACUCACUUUCCGGGUCUUUUUCACUCAUGCUUUCAAUUCAUAUUUCCAUGAACUACUCACUUUCCGAGUCUUUUUCACUCAUACUAUCAAUUCAUAUAUCCAUGAACUACUCACUUUCCGGGUCUGUUUCACUUAUACUUUCAAUUCAUAUAUCCAUGAACUACUCACUUUCCGGGUCUGUUUCACUCAUGCUUUCAAUUCAUAUUUCCAUGAACUACUCACUUUCCGGGUCUGUUUCACUUAUACUUUCAAUUCAUAUUUCCAUGAACUACUCACUUUCCGGGUCUGUUUCACUCAUACUUUCAAUCUCCUCCUGGUUCUCAGUCAGGUAUGUCUUGAUGAAGUCGGCAAAUGCGCCAUAUUGUUUCAGUAGGUUGUCAUAAGUGUCCAUCUCAGAUAUAUGGCCAUCUUUCAGUACCACUAUCUUAUCUACAUCUUUUAGGAAACUGAUACUAUGGGUCACUAGGAUCCUGGUCU
This is a messenger RNA of Owenia fusiformis, 799 nucleotides long. The record is from the annotation of a GenBank genome assembly. Lineage: Eukaryota; Metazoa; Annelida; Polychaeta; Sabellida; Oweniidae.